CCAUUUAAGAGGGUAGUUAAAGUAGUAGGUGAAGCUGGUUCAAAGACUCACAGGAAGAAGAAGAAGACGAAGAUAUUUGUUGAAAUGGAGUACUCACAGUCAAGCAAAGUAUUAGCUGAUGAUGAGGAGGAGUUGAUGGAGAAGAGAAGUUACCAUAUAUUUCCAUGCCACUUCCUUGAAGAAGCAGUCAGGGCUUUCUUCAAGUGUUUGGGUAUUGAGACUAAAUCUCAGGAGGACAACGAAAACCCCAAGAGAGCUACUCCUGCUUCAACCCCAGAACAGAAUGAUGCAGAUCCAUCACUUCCGACGACGGACGAAGAUCCUCCAUCUUCAUCAGCUACAACAGGAACCACAGUUAGUCUCUCUUUCUCACGACGAAGUUGCUGCAGAUACAAGGACAAAUUUGAGCGCUCGUGCAAGACCAGGACUAAGCGUAGGGGGAGGUGGGAGAAUUAAUUCAUCAAACAAUUAACCUCAGUUCAUCUUGUUUAAACACCCCCUCCAUGUUCUGUGGAGAUAUCUAUGGUUAACAAGUCUGUUAAUUAAAUAUCUAUGUAUAUAGGUAAUCUCCUGCGUUUUUUUAGUUCUUUUUCCUCCCUUUUUUUUUUUGGUCUGUUUUUAAUUUUGUAUGAGAUAUUGCAUCGUGUGAUUGUGUUAAAUGAAAGGAAACUCUUUCUGACAAAAAUUCAACUUA
Messenger RNA from Malus domestica (apple), 694 nucleotides. NCBI's taxonomy places the organism in Eukaryota, Viridiplantae, Streptophyta, Magnoliopsida, Rosales, Rosaceae. The record is from RefSeq and is a predicted model, not a curated record.